Molecule: messenger RNA, 7512 nt
Organism: Acanthaster planci (crown-of-thorns starfish)
Lineage: Eukaryota; Metazoa; Echinodermata; Asteroidea; Valvatida; Acanthasteridae
Biological process (GO): protein phosphorylation
Molecular function (GO): non-membrane spanning protein tyrosine kinase activity; protein binding; ATP binding
Source: RefSeq, a predicted model, not a curated record
GCUCACCCUGGUGGCAUGUUCCAGUUGCAUGUACUUUGCCACGCAUGUGGGGGAACACAGCCCAGUCUCAUGUGUGUGUACACAGUUUUGUCUAUUUGAGCGAUUAGAGAGGCUGUUUAGUUUUUGGCCUUUAGCUCUUCACUGGAGAAUGCUACAGCAGUUGUUUCUGGGAUAAGGUUCUUAGGAAUUGAACUUCCUGCGAGAGACAUCCUCCUGCAUUGUUGGAAAAGGAUGCUGGGUAAUUGCUGAGGGCAUUUCUGCAUCAGGACUGUUCACGGCACACCCCUGUUUUGCCACGAGGAGGAGUGAAGCAUGAUAUAUGGGUGAAUCUCCCACUGAGUAGGUCUGUGCAUUAUUUAUCACCCUGCCAAAGCAGACCGGGCUCUCCUGGCACUUGGGGCACUGGCAGAAUUCAAUGUCAUGUUAAUAAUAUUCUUAGACUGGGGGUUGCCUCCCUGUCUCUGAUUCAUUGAGGAAGAAAUAACCACGAGGUACACUGUACAUGUACUCAUUAGCAUUGGGCCAGACCCCAGACAGUCCAGGGCUUUGUUGCACAAUGCCUGAUAAUAAUAUUUACAUUUUCCACCUCUGGUCUGCCGAAACAAUCACCGAUGCUGGUCCUGAGUGAUAUUCUUACAGUCGGUCUCCAAACAAUAGGCUGUGGUGGAAGAGUUGAAGAGGAUUUGGAGAGGGGGGAGGGAAACACAAGUUGAGAGAAUCGACGCGGGGAUAUGGAAUUACACGUAGAAACGAUUCAGCAACCUGGCACCAAGAUCAUUCCGGGUUCGGCCAUCCUCCCCAUGAAGGGGGAGGGGAAGGCCAAGACGUCACGGCUGGGCCAAGUCCUGCCGACCAUCCUGCCGGAGGACGGCAGCAGGGUAGGUGGCGGCCUGCUGGAUGUUGUGGUGCUGCGGGACAAGGCCAACCGGACGCCUCGCAGGAACCGGGCGCUGGUGUGCGAGCGCUGCCGGCUGGAGCGGCUGGGCAGACAGCAACAGCAGCAGCAACGAGAACCCUGCAGAGACUGUCUGUCGCAAUGUUUGCUACCGUCUUUGUCAGUGUCACUUCUCCAGCCUAUGUGUCAAGAUGAGAACUUCCCCGACAGCAUUCAGUCCAGACCGCUUCCCAGCACCCCUUCCCACGGACCCGUGGAUCUGCCCAGAUGGAACUCAAGCGAGGAGCUGAACGCCCAGGAUGACCCGGAUCUGUUUGUGGUGCUCUACGACUUCAGCGGCAGCGGGGAGAAUCAACUUAAUGUUCGCAAAGGGGAGCAUGUGCGAGUCAUUUCGUACAACCAGACAGGGGAGUGGUGCGAGGCCAAGAAGAUCACCAAUAACAAGACGGGCUGGGUGCCCUCUAACUACAUCACCACCAGCAACAGCCUGGAGAAGCACUCAUGGUACCAUGGGCCCAUCUCCCGUACGGCGGCCGAGUACCUGCUCAGCAGUGGCAUCGACGGCAGCUUCCUGGUGAGGGACAGCGAGAGCAGCCCCGGUCAGCUCUCCAUCUCACUGCGCUUUGCCGGCCGGGUGUACCACUACCGGAUCAACCACGCUCCGGACGGGAAGGUCUUCGUCACCAACGAGAGCCAGUUCUGCAGUGUGGCAGAGCUGGUCCACCACCACUGCAAGGACUCAGAUGGCCUGAUCACCACGCUGCGCUUCCCCGCCGCCAAGACCAACAAGCCCACCAUCUACGGCGUCUCACCGCAGUUUGAUGAGUGGGAGAUCCAACGGACCGACAUCUCCAUGAGGAACAAGCUGGGCGGGGGCCAAUACGGCGAGGUCUACGAAGCUGUCUGGAAGAAACAUAACAAAAUUGUCGCUGUCAAGACAGUCAGGGAAGAGAACAUGAGAGUGGAUGAGUUUUUGCGGGAGGCGGCGGUCAUGAAGACCAUCAAGCAUGCAAACUUGGUCCAGUUACUAGGUGUGUGCACCAGGGAGCCCCCCUUCUACAUCAUCACAGAGUUCAUGCCCCACGGCAAUCUCUUGGAGUACCUCAGGGAGAAUGAUGAUUCCACACUGCCGGCUGUCACGCUGCUCUACAUGGCCUCUCAAGUGGCCUCCGCCAUGUGCUACUUGGAGACCAAGAACUUCAUACACAGGGAUCUGGCAGCGAGGAACUGUUUACUAGGUGACAACCACCUAGUGAAAGUGGCCGACUUUGGUCUGGCCAGGAUUGUCACAGGGGAGAUUUACACAGCCCAGGCUGGGGCCAAAUUUCCCAUCAAGUGGACAGCCCCGGAGAGCCUGGCCUUCAAUAAGUUCUCCAACAAGUCAGACAUAUGGGCCUUUGGCAUUUUACUGUGGGAGAUUGCCACUUACGGCAGCUCCCCUUAUCCCGGCGUGGAGCUGCAACACGUCUACGAGAAGCUAGAGAGGGGCUACCGGAUGGAACGUCCGGAAGGCUGCCCAGGUGACGUCUACAAGCUCAUGCUCAAGUGUUGGACGUGGAACCCCGCCGAGCGGCCCACCUUCGUGGAGGUCCAGGAGGAGAUGAACAACAUGUUCCAGCACUCCAGCAUCUCGGAGGAGGUGGAGAGGUCGCUGCACCGGCAGCGGGGGCGAGGAGCAGCCGGGGAGCCCCCAACUCUGCCGACAAAGAACAGGAGCAGUCGGAAGGGCAGCGGGGGUGGCGGUGGGGGUGACGGGGAGCAUCACCCCAGAGCAGGGGGAAAGGAUGCCCCUGCCAGCCAGCAGAGCGACACCACCAAAUCAAGACAAAGCCCUCAAAACUCCCCCGAACAUAAUCGUAAGAAGCUUCCAUUCAAGAUUCCUAACUUACCCCGUAAGAAAACGGAGCGUCCCAAGUAUCAAGACCAAGGCAGCCACCACCACACCCAUCACCAACCCCCAGAUAGGCAAGUCAGUGAGGAGGACACAACCCUCCGAGGGCAGCAGCAGCAUCACACCAACCACCAGGAGGUUCCUGAGAAACCCCGCCGAGGCUCACCUGUCCACCGGCAGGAGAACGGGACAGCCCGGCUCCCGGACACCCUGCAUCAGGAGUUUAACUCUUGCCUCCACAACUCCUCUUCUCAUUCCCAUGCCCAGACCAGCUCGGAGAGCGGUGGGGAUAACAGCGGCGGCUCAGGACAGAACGUGCGCCAGGCACUCCGGCCGCCUGUCAACGGCAGGAAGAAAGGGAGGAAGGACCGUGAGAGGAAGAAGAGCUCGGAUGGGGCUGUGACAGGAGAGCAGGACGGGCCCUUCCCCAUUCCGCGGUCCUCCUCGUCAAGCCCGACUAGCGAGCGCAAACCGAGAAGGACCGACACACUGCCAGAGGUGACAGAGGAGCAAACCAUGAGGCGCCGGGCUCUCAGGCCGCCCCCCAAAUUGGACAUCAAGCAAAGAGAUAUCAACCAGGAGACCGACAAUACUAAGGAACAGCUGGCCAAGACGAAAUCAUUGCCAUCCUCCAAGAAGAUCACUGUGCCGCCCCAAACCAGCCCGCCACAGAGCCCCGAACUGGAGAGCCCCAGGGGGACCUUACCCAACUACGGGACCAGGACCAGGGACAAGGGCAAGCUCGCACGGCCCACCGUGCCUCCCCCUGCACCCCCUGCUGAUGGGGUGACCUCACCAACGUCUGAGUCGAGUCCAAGUCCCCACGGCUCCCCUAGCAAAUCCUCUCAGGCCUCUUCCUCCAGACCGACCCCGCUGUCCCCCAAACCUCAGAUUAUCGGACCUAAGCCCAUCCUCAGUCCCAAGCCUGACCUUACAAGUCCCAAGUCCCAGCCGCCAGCCCCGACACCCCCAAAACCCCAGAAACGGACCUCCAUCCCAAGCAAGCCCCUACCUGGACAGACAGAGAACUCUACCCGAGGUGGACAGAUAUCCAAGGCCUCCAUCCUCCAGCUCUGCGACUCCCUCAGCUCCAAAGCGGAGUCGAUACAGGACAACUGGGACUUUGGUCGUUGCAGCGACCUUUGCGCUGACCUGGAAGUGUUUUACAGUACAUGCAUAAAGUACCUGGAAUCGUUGCCUGUCCGGACGCGCUUCUCAGUCCGGGAACACUUGAGCACACUGGACACGCACGUUCAAAACCUGAAAAUGAAAUCAACGACAGGCUCCAACGGUCAGCUGGGUUCAAUCCUCGGCGAUGUCCAAAAACAAAUGGAGGAAAUCCGUUCCCUGAUUCAACGAUAGCUCCCCGAAGAAAGUGUAUAGUAUGAUAUAAAUAUAUGUUAUUUCUCUUUACAUGUUCUUUUUCGAGGUCAGAGUCUGUUCAGAUGUUUGAAACACGUACAUGCACAGUAUUUCCAAUUCAGCCUUCAGACAUUGUGUAGUAUCACCAUGUUCCAUUACUUUCACUGCCUGUCCCAUUUUUUCAAGAGCUUUCUCUUGAAAUCUUGGGGAAGGGAGUGAAUGUAACCAGUGGUCCUGCCUGCAUAAGCCUCUGUCAGUCCUUGUGUUUGCAUGAGUAGAGGAUAUUGUUUUCCUGGAAGGGUGCCAUCUUCGAGAUGCCCAGUCAAAAAGCUAUUCUCAAACAAUUUGAUUUUCAGAUUUUUUUCUCCCAAGUGGUAGCAUCUUCUGACUUGUACAGGAGCAGUGCGUUCCUAAGUGUUAUUGUUUUUUAUAGUUUAUGUUAAAAAGCUUGCACUCUGUGAUUGAGGUUUGUCAAUGAAGGCCAGGAUUGCAAGUGAAAUACAGAGAUUUCUAGAAUGAAUUUUGGUCAAGGCUAGUUUUCAGAAAGGGAGCGUGAAGGUAUGACCCUCCUUUGUAGUUCCCUUAACAUCCUAGGCAGAGGCUGGUCUAAGGAGAUGCUGCCAUUGAAAAGCUCUAAAAGCUACAAUAGCUCUCGGUCAGGGGUUGGCAAAACGCUGUGUUACAUUCCAUGAAAAAUACAGCGACCAGAGCUUGUGGGCAAUAGAAUUGAAAUUUGGAACCAGGCAUCUUGUGGACAGUGGUCACCCCUCCAGUUUUUGAUAAUUUGCUCAUAUGCAUUUGGUGCUGUAUGACGCUGGACCCUCCCAAAUCCUUCAUACUCCACCAGGAGAGGAUUUUAUAGGUUUGCAAAAGUUGCAGUACAGAGAACGCGACACUGAGUUCCUAGGAAUGGGUUUUGGAGGGUUCAGGAAGGUUAUUAGCCAAAUUUCUGAGGGAAGAAGGGAUACUCCAGCAGUCUACCUCUUGCAUCUCUAUAUUGUUGGCAUCCAGGGAGAGGAUUACCUCCAGGGCAGUGGGCCGCUGGUCUGACCAAUCACAGCACAGCUGCUGCCCUCUAGUCAUAAAGCGGCUGCCAGAUUGGACCAGAGUGACCACAGGGCUAUGUGUAAUCAUCCCCACCCUAUGUGCAGUCAGUACCAGAUGAUCCUUUCUGAGCAUGGCUUGUAGAGUCCUAACAAAGAUUGUGGGAUGGCACAAGUUGCUGAAGGUUCAAAGUAAAGUCUGAGAAAUCUAGAUGGUUCUCUGUUAGACCCAUUGCUUCACAAGAAGCUCCACCCUUGAAAGUUGGACAACCCCAAAAUCUUAGCAUCAACUUCCCUUGUCUCUAAGAAGGCCCUUUCAUAUAUUGAUACACCUCAUAAAACCAAGUGUAGGAACAUGCGAGGCAAAAACAUUUCAAAAAAAAAAAUUGAUUAUAUAUGUAUAUGUCAUGUGUUGUAUUUGUAUAUGUAUUGUAACAAUGGGUAAUGCCUGCCUUGUAUGAUAACAAAUUUUAAACCAGUCUGCAAACCAAACCUAGGAUGGGUACAUUUACCCAUAUUUUUAGAGAGUAUCUUGAAACUUGUGCCCCUCGGAAUGCUCCAUUUGGCACACAGUACGCUCCAAGUGGGAACAAGUAGGUAACCUGGUAGCAUCCGAAUCUUGGGACUAAGCUAGGUCUAGGUCUUCACUGGUAGGAACACGGCCAUAUGCUGACGUCCGACUCGGCCAUAGCUCUUUCAGUCCAUUUCAGACACGGCUUUACUGGUUAUCUUGUGAGUGAAACUUCUCCCAAUGAAUAUGCUUGUGUCACGGCAAACUUUCCUGGAUACACAAGCAACAGUAAGCUUGUGACUGUAGAAUAUGCUGUAACAUCAACUCAGCCCACAGACACAAGAGACAGAAUCCUGCCAUGUCAUCAACAGACCUGAUUGGGCCGUGGACUGAUGACGUCACACCUGUGCGCCUCCUGUGGGAACCAGGGUGGGACAACGAAAUUGAUCCACCAUGGGAAAAGGCACAGGUAAACAAAGUGACGUCAUCGGCACAUAGGCUUAUUCCGUAGUAUCAACUCUGAGUUGCAUAGACACCAGAUGACCGUCGACACAUUUCCAUCACUGUAUCAUUGGCAAAUUGUGCUGCUGUCUUAUGUUGUUGGUGUGACAGUCGGUGGCACAGCGUGACAUUGCUGAAGUUACAUUUACUGGACAUUCCUGGCGUUCCAAGUUUCGAGACACUCUCUCAAGAAGAUAACGUUUAUUUUUUUUUAAUUAGAGGAUUCCGCCUCCAAACGCCUAGGGUUAUCUUGUGCCCAUCACUGACUUAUACUGUGACACAAAUGCUUCAUUAUGUCAUUUUCUUCUCUUAAGCUGUAAAAUGCGAAAGUCCAUGCAAGAAAAAGAUCUGAUUUUAAAUUUGCUUCCACAAAUUUGUUAAUUACAGCAUUGCUAAAUAUGGAAAUGUGUAGUGUACUUCCUGAUAACUAUAUUUUCCAAAAUGGAAUAGCAAUCUUGUGAUGAGGAAGAUCUUUCAAAAUCUUACAUUUGCAUUUAUUUGAUCCGUCACUUUUUAGGUUUGUUCUGAUUCUGUGAAAUCGUUAAUUAUUACGGAAUUAGUGAUAUAGCAGUUAUUGAUCCUCAAAUAAAGCUUGCCCUGUUUGAUGUAAAGAUCUUAUAAUCCAUUUUACUGUAUCUGCCCACAGUAUGCUUACAACGGUGUUGUCUGUGUAAAAAAAAUAAUACAUUAAGCCAAAGUAAUUGAAUUUCUGGGUACACAGCUCACACGUAAUCUAUCUUCAGACUUUCAGAUUUAUGCUAAACUGUGUAACGCUUUGUGACACUUUGUCUUACCUAGUUUCCUAAGACAGGUGCGUCAAUCAGCUUGAGGUAUUGAAGGCUUGCAUCAGAACUUGUGCAUCCAAUCGGGCAGCUCCUAAGCAGUACAUGACCAGGCCAAUGGCCAAUCAAUUGAACCGAGCAGAGUGGACUUUUAAAAAUUUUUCCUGUCUUUCCUAAAAUCAAAUCAGUAUUUUUUUUUCAAGUUGGAAGAGGUAAAUUGUUGUAGUUUCAUUCAUCGUCAGAUAGUGAGAGUGAUAGCUUGGAUAUAGAAAUAUUACGUUUCAAAUGCUUAUCUUGGAAACAGCCCAGUUAUGCAAUGAUUUUUUAAAUGUUUUACGAUUAUUUUAAUUGCAAUGAAAAGAUUAGGGAUGGAGCGUGGAAGUUGCUCAAAGGAAACACUGCUUUUGUUCACUAUGCUGAACGCUGUGUCUAUUAAUGAAGCGUUUGUUAAGACGAACAAAUCAACACUUUGCUGUAUGCUGUAAUAUUUGUAAUAAAAAGUGAUAUCUGAAGCAUAUAUAAUUCAA